Yamadazyma jaroonii is the source of this 1323-nucleotide messenger RNA. The record is from the annotation of a GenBank genome assembly. NCBI's taxonomy places the organism in Eukaryota, Fungi, Ascomycota, Pichiomycetes, Serinales, Debaryomycetaceae.
AUGGAGAGUAAGAAUCGUUUAUAUCAUUGUGAUGGAUGCUCUGCAGAUUGUACAAACAGAAUAAGGAUCAAAUGUGCCAUAUGCGCAGAUUAUGAUUUAUGUGUACCGUGUUUUGCCUCAGGUAACAGUAGUAACGAUCAUAAACCAUGGCAUGAUUAUCAAAUCAUUGAACAGAAUACUUAUCCGAUCUUUGACAAGGAAUGGGGAGCCGAUGAAGAAUUACUAUUGAUUCAAGGUUGUGAAACAUUUGGGUUAGGAAAUUGGGCGGAUAUCAGUGAUCAUAUAGGGAAUAGAUUCAAAGAAGAAGUAGGUAAACAUUAUGAAGAUAUUUAUCUUCAAUCUAAAGAAUAUCCAUUACCUGAAAUGGAUAAAGAUUUCAGUGAUAUAGGGCCAUUGGAUUUCUUAAAACAGCGUAAAGAAAGAUUAGAAAAUAGGAAGAAUUUACCUUUACCUCCACCUAAACAAAAGACCGCAAGUUCAGUACCUUUAUGUCAUGAAAUUCAAGGUUAUAUGCCUGGUAGAUUGGAAUUUGAUCAUGAAGUUGAAAACGAAGCUGAGCAUUCCGUUAAAGAUAUGAUAUUUGAUCCCGAUGAUUCAGCUCAAGAUAUUGAAUUAAAAUUAACAGUAUUAUCAAUUUAUAAUUCAAGAUUAACCACAAGAGCUGAAAGAAAGAGAGUUCUCAUAUUAAAUAACUUAUUAGAUUAUAGAAAGAAUAUUGCCAACGAUAAAAGAAAAUCUAAAGAAGAGAAAGAAUUAUUAAAAAAGAUCAAUGCAUUUAUUAAAGUCUUAACACCUAAAGACUUUGAUUCUUUCUCAAAAGAUAUCUUGACAGAAUUAAAAUGUAGAAUAAGAAUUCAACAACUUCAACAUUGGAGAAGAAAUGGAAUAACAUUAAUUGAAGAUGGUAAUAAAUUUGAAAAAGAUAAAUUGAUCAAAUCUGCUCAUUAUCAAAGAAUGGGUAAUGGAUCUAAUGUUGGAAGACAUAAUGGUUCAUCAUUAACAAACUCAAAUUCAUAUCUGUCGAGAAAUUAUUCACCACCUCCAGAUUUUAAACCUAAAUUGGGUAAUGUUAGAGCUCCUUUAGAUAUCAGCCAUGCUACCGAUUUCGAACUUUUAUCCAAUGAAGAGAAACAAUUAUGUUCCACAUUAAGAAUUCUCCCUAAACCUUACUUGGCCAUCAAGAAUCAAUUGAUGAAAGAAGCUAUUAAAAAUGAAGGUAUUUUGAAGAAGAAAGAUGCUAGACAACUUUUGAAAAUUGAUGUCAAUAAAGCUUCAAAGAUAUAUGAAUUCUUUGUUCAAAUGGGAUGGUGUUCUCAAGGUUAA